This is a messenger RNA of Papilio machaon (common yellow swallowtail), 1620 nucleotides long. It is a transcript of the gene Uch-L5, whose product is annotated as ubiquitin carboxyl-terminal hydrolase isozyme L5. Gene Ontology annotation, molecular function: cysteine-type deubiquitinase activity. The record is from RefSeq and is a predicted model, not a curated record. Gene Ontology annotation, cellular component: cytoplasm. Bases 192 to 1160 code for a protein of 322 amino acids. The transcript is spliced from 7 exons. Lineage: Eukaryota; Metazoa; Arthropoda; Insecta; Lepidoptera; Papilionidae. Gene Ontology annotation, biological process: ubiquitin-dependent protein catabolic process; protein deubiquitination.
CAUCCCUACUGUGACUUGUCAAAUUUAUCAUUCCAAAUUAGAUAAAGUAAAAUUGCGUAUAGGUAUUGUUCCAAAUCUUAGUUCCUUUUUGUUUAAAGCAGUUCUCAAUAAUUGGUAAUUGGAUAUCCGUUCCGGAGAGCACUUGACGGCUUUUGGUCAAUUUGGCUAAGCAAAAAUACAUCACAGCCACAAUGCCAGCCGCUGGAAAUUGGUGCCAGAUUGAAAGUGACCCCGGAGUGUUUACACAGUUGAUAAAAGCGUUUGGUACGAAAGGGGUACAAGUUGAAGAAUUGUGGACUAUAGAUGGGGGUAUAUUUGAAAAUUUGAAACCCGUGCAUGGCUUAAUAUUCUUAUUUAAAUAUGUGCAAGAUAAUGAGCCACCUAAACCAGUUGUCACCGAUGAUCGGGUUAAUAAAAUAUACUUUGCCAAACAGGUUAUAAACAAUGCCUGUGCUACUCAAGCCAUCAUCAGUAUCUUACUGAAUUGCAACCAUCCAGAUGUAGAUUUAGGCCCCGAACUGACUCAGCUCAAGGAGUUCAGUAUGUGUUUUGAUCCGCAAAUGAGAGGUCUAACAUUAAGUAAUUCCAACACUAUACGUACAGCACAUAAUUCUAUGGUGCAGCUACCUCUGUUUGAAACUGACCCAGAUGCAGCUUCCAAGGAUGAGGAUGCUUAUCAUUUUAUUGGAUAUAUGGCAAUAGAUGGUAGAAUUUAUGAACUAGAUGGAUUACGCGAGGGGCCCAUUGACCAUGGCGAGGUAAAAGCAGAGGAGGAUUGGCUUGAUGCGGUCCGUCCAGUGAUUAUGCAACGGAUCAAUGCAUAUACUGAAGGUGAAAUACAUUUUAAUUUGAUGGCCGUUGUGUCUGAUAGGAAGAUGAUAUAUGAACGUCAAAUAGAUGAUUUAUUGGAAGCAAGUCAACUAAUCCCAAUGGAUAAUGAAUAUCUUGAAAAUGAAAUUCGCAAUCUCAAGAUGUUGAUUGAGUAUGAAGAUGAAAAAAUGGCAAAGUAUCAAGAUGAUAUGAUUAGAAGAAGACAUAAUUAUUUACCGUUUAUAAUAACUCUUCUAAAGAUUUUAGCUGAAGAGAAAAAGUUGAUGCGCGUGUAUCAGAAGGCUAAGGAGCGUGCAUCGAGGAAGGGUACGAAGAAAAUGAAAGUAUAACAGGAACAGUGGGGGGGCACGCGCGUAGCCCGCGUCCGCUCCUCCCGCAGAGUCUCCCAGUCCAGCCCCUCCCGAGUGCUACAAAAUAUAGAAGAUAUGCAGUAUUCUUUAGGUGAUUUAAAUGUAAUAUAUUCUGAACCUCAGGAGGCUACAGCAAGUUGUACGCAACAACCUGCCGAGCCUGAAGUAGUAUCACAGCCUCCGGUGGCAACCACCAGUUCAGUGGACACUGCUGCUAAAGACAGUUUUAGUGAUUUGUUAGACUCAGAUGACUUUUUAAAAGAUGGGUUCUACUCACAACACUUUUUAGGUGAUCACUUUUUAGAUGAUAACUUACUACCUGAAAAUUUAUUAAGUGAUACUCUAACUGGACAAGACUUGCUCGACACAAAUGUGUCUGAAGACAUUGAAACUGCAAAUCCAACUUUUCCUAAUUUUGAAGCAGAAUAAAGUGUAGUGA